CACACACACACACACACACACACGCACACACGCUGCAUUCGCUGCGACGAAAGGAAAGGAUGUAUGGGGAGGUGCGGUUUGGUCACACUCAGCCACAACAACAACCACAACAACAGCAGCAGGGAGCAGCAGGGAGCAGGGGGAUAUUGAUGAUGAUGACAAUGACACAUGCAAUCCAUCAAUCAAUCAAUCAAGCAGACGAGCAAGCAGGCAAGCGAGCAAGCAAGCCAAACAAAGGGACAUGUGUUCAUUCACUCCGCUUGGACGAGCGACACGCCCACCACGUGGCUGACGAUGAUGGUGGCUUGAAUGACAGCACCGUGUCCUUGAGCGGGUGCCAUCACCGUGUGCCACGACAACAAGAGGCACUACCUUUUCUCUCGCUCUGUCUUGGCCGCUGACAUUGUCAUCACCGCUGUCAGACUGUGGUCGGUGCCAUGCACGGGCAUGGAGACAGUGAGCCAGCUCGUGGUCUCCAGCGUGGUGGCUGGAAUGUGCACUGAGGUGAAGGAUCCCACCACCACACUUCCGCUUCCAUGCCGCCAUGGCUGACACCACUGGCACUGCUGGUUGACACGCACCAGCAGGCAUCGCUCCCAGCGCCACACAAGAGGGUGCCCGGCUCCCGCGAAUCGCCCAACACCAGCGCGACCGAGAACUGCAUCUCCGCCUUUGUCAAGAUUGCACGCAACCCAGCACACGGCCUCUCAAAGAUGCUGACGCAUCUGCUUGACUGGCUGCCCAUUACAGAAGACGACGAUGAAGCAAAGCAAGAUCCACGCGUGACCGCGCCUGAGAGCCCGGUGAAGAUUGUGCGUGCAUUUGUUUGUGCAGGUGGUUGGCACCCCCGCGGCCGCCGUCGACGAGCCCCACUGCCAGGGCAUGUACACAGCCUCAUGAACAUGCAGGAUUCGCCUGCCCACGGUGUGUUGGGGCAGUUGAUGCAGGAUCCCGAGGCGCACGCCCGCGUGCAGCGCGCUGUUGAGGCGCUUGGCUCGUCCACAUAG
Molecule: messenger RNA, 1007 nt
Organism: Salpingoeca rosetta
Lineage: Eukaryota; Choanoflagellata; Craspedida; Salpingoecidae
Exons: 7
Coding region: 537-1007 (156 amino acids)
Source: RefSeq, a predicted model, not a curated record